Messenger RNA from Syngnathus typhle (broad-nosed pipefish), 2509 nucleotides. RefSeq names its product caveolae associated protein 1a (gene cavin1a). Gene Ontology annotation, cellular component: caveola; cytoplasm. Lineage: Eukaryota; Metazoa; Chordata; Actinopteri; Syngnathiformes; Syngnathidae. Gene Ontology annotation, molecular function: rRNA primary transcript binding. Gene Ontology annotation, biological process: transcription initiation at RNA polymerase I promoter; termination of RNA polymerase I transcription. The transcript has 2 exons. The coding region runs from base 240 to 1445 and encodes 401 amino acids. The record is from RefSeq and is a predicted model, not a curated record.
UUCUGACUGGGUGGUUUCACAUGGAACGGAGGCAUUUGAGUGGAGCCACACAUGCCUGAGCAGUGAGAGGCCCAACUCCCCUUGGCUGGCUGGCAUCCCAGAGGCACAGGCACAGAGGGUUUAGUGAGUAGGGGAGACACGAUAAGUUUAAAGGGACUAAAGGGGAUCCUGGUGGUUCUUUUUCAAAGGGUGUAUUUUUAUCUGCAGAGGGAGCGUGAGCCGUUUGUUUUUUGACAGCUAUGGCGGAUACAGGGGUCCAAAAGGAGCAGGCAACUCUGGCAGAGGUGCCCUACGAUGACGACGAUGUUGCCCUGGUAGGCGCCGCGGCGGAGCCGGCGAUGGAUGGCGGCAACCCCAUCGAGAACGUCAAGAGCGAAGCGCAGAUGAACGGCGUAAUGGUCCUGGCUCUACUCGACAAGAUCAUCGGCGUGGUGGACCAGAUCCAGCAGACCCAGACGGGGCUGGAAGUGCGUCAAGAGGCCAUGGAGAAGUCGGUGUCUACCAUCCAGGAUGAGCUUUCCAAGCUGUCCAAGAGCCACCUGGGCACGUCCACCACCGUCGCCAAGAUGCUAGACAAGGUCCGCAAAGUCAACGUCAACGUCAAGACGGUGCGCGGUAACCUGGAGAAGCAGGCGGGCCAGAUUAAGAAGCUGGACAGCAACGAGAGCGAACUUCUCAAGAGACGCAACUUCAAAGUCCUCAUCUUCCAGGACCAAAUGAAGGCGGCAAAGAAAACCAAGCCGGAAGUGGUUUCUGAGGACGGGACGACGGUGGGUCUCCCUGAGGAGGGCUGCGAGGGCCAGCCGGGUAACCUCAACUCGGACGAGGAGGUGGAGAUCGAGGAAAUCGUGGAGGAAUCCCGAACCAAGCGCUUGCAGCGCUCCACCAAGAGGCAAGUGGACAACAUCAAGAAGGUCUUCUCCAAGGAAGAGAUGGAGAAGACCAAGCUGAAGACCAAGGAGAAUCUGGAGAAAACCAAGCAAAGGACCCGUGAGAAUCUGGAGAAGACCAGGAAGAAAACUCGUGACAACCUGGAGAAGACCAAACACAGCCUGGAAAAAAAGAUGAGCAAACUGGGCACCCGCAUGACCCCCAAGGUGGAGCGCCGGGUCAAGAUGAAGAGCUCCAAGGAGAAAGUGAAGAAGUCCCUCUCGCCCGACCACACCGUCUACGCCCGCUCCAAGACCAGCGUCUACCGCGUGCCCCCCUUCACCUUCCACGUCAAGAAGAUCCGCCAGGGCGUGGAGGAGGUACCCUCCGCCAUGGCCGAGGAGACGGAGGCGGGAGGCCUGUCCGAGGGCGAGGAGAACGGGCUGGGCAUGCACGUGGAUGUGGAGGAGGGGCAGCUAGUAAGCGUAGACAGCCCGGAGAUGGAGGCCAUGCUGAAGGACCCUCCGCUGGUCAGGGUGGAAGCGGACCACCUAGAGAAGACCCAGCAUGAGUAGAGAGUCCAUCCCGAUAUAUAAGGCAGAGAAAAGGCGGAAUCUCCAUGAGGACACAUCAGUAGCCAUGAGGACUCGAUGCAAAUAUUCACAUCUGUUCCAUUUUUUUUUAACCAAAAGCUUUUCAUACUCACUUCCCUUUUCCACAUUGCACGGAAAACUAAGCUACGCUAACAGGCUAAUAGGCUAAUAGGCUCCCCCUUUUUACACAGGACCGGUUUGUGCUUUUUCGCUUGUUGUUUUGAUGAAUGCGAGUACCAGCUAGGAAGAGAAAAAAAGCUAUAAAUAUUCAUCGCUGUUGUGAUGUAUAGUUGAAUAUUUGCCCAUGUACAGCAUGCACACGAGAGUCGCGAGGGUACCGGGAAGUCGUUUGGAAGGUUUCAGGGUAGGUGUCGGGGUGUUCCUGUGGUCAAAAGUGGGGGAAAAUAAACAUUUGCCUUGAGAUUCUCACAAGAAAAAAGACAGAAAUAUUACAACUUCACAUUCUGGAGAAGCAUUAAUCUUGAGUGUUAUUUUCAAUGGCGCAGUUACUCUGGAGACGUUUGUGUAUGACCUCGAUCAUGUUGUGUUGCGGUUGUUCUCAAGGCCACAGGAGGUCGUCCAAUCAAUGCUGCAGAAUUCAAUUAAGGAGUGCUCCCUUCGAAGCUGGCAGCGGGCAGAGUGGAGCACAGAACAAUACAGCAAGAACAAUGAAAAAUAAAGUGUGUGUGUGUGCGUGUGCUUGUGUUAUUGUUCCUGCAAUAGACUCUGUGGCAAUUUAAUUGCAGGAUAAGGAAGAAAUGCAGCAGGGUCAGAAAAUUCAGUUUUUAUGCAUUGCAGUAUUGAAGUAAUCCGUUGCUGGUGUGUGUAUGUUUUGUGACUCAAGCAUUGAUUAAUGUGUAAAAGUUAGUAUUAUAUGAAGGAAAUACACAAAGUGCUGGAAGUAUUGUACUCUAAAUACUUUUUCUGAGUGCAUGAUGGUAUUGGGGAGUUCCCCAUACCUGGUUAAACAUGAAAACUGCAACAAGACUGGAUUCGUAUUGUUCAAUAUGUUACAUUGGAAUAAUAAAGUGUGCAUAUUUUUCUCA